CUUGACGUGACCGCCAUCACUAGUCUAUGGUCGACGACGUAAGGUUUCGGAUGUUGUGCUUGCUAAUUUUUGCUUGAUUCCAAAGAAAUUUACUAUGAUUCUUGAAUUAAAAGUCUUGUCGGUGUAAUAAAUCGAAACUCUUGCAAAAGAUUAUUUAUUCCGCUUACGAGUCGUUAAAAACUGAUUGCAAAUGUCAAUAUGUCAGGAUCUCGGCCUUAAUUUCCAGCAGAGAAUGGUGAGAAUUGCAUGCUAAUUCAGUAUUCGCUGCUAAUUGGAAUUAAAUAGUGUUCAUAACUUUCCAUACGAGUAAUGAAGUAACAGUCACGAUGUCUUGGAAGUCGUUUUGGAAUAUGAUGGGCGCAAAUAUAUCGCAGUUGGAAAGAGAUAUCGGGUCAGAGCAGUUCCCUCCAAAUGAGCAUUAUUUUGGUUUAGUCAAUUUUGGCAACACAUGCUAUAGCAACUCGGUGCUUCAAGCCCUAUACUUCUGUAGACCAUUCCGAGAGAAGGUUCUGGAAUACAAAGCUAAGAACAAGCGCACCAAGGAGACGUUGCUAACAUGCCUGGCCGACCUGUUCUACAGUAUUGCCACACAGAAGAAAAAAGUUGGCUCCAUUGCUCCCAAGAAGUUUAUUGCACGACUAAGAAAAGAAAAAGAGGAAUUUGAUAAUUAUAUGCAGCAAGAUGCCCAUGAAUUUUUGAACUUCCUUAUAAAUCAUAUUAAUGAAAUUAUUCUAGCUGAAAGGAACCAGAGCACUUUGAAGGGACAGAAAACAGCAAACUCCACUGCGUCUACAAUGUCCACAAGCAUUGGCCCAGGGGAAACGGUGACUUGCAACGGCACCCUCCCUCAGAACACGGAGCCAACGUGGGUGCAUGAGAUAUUCCAAGGGACGUUAACGAGCGAGACCCGUUGUCUGAACUGUGAGACUGUUAGCAGCAAGGAUGAGCACUUCUUUGAUUUGCAGGUGGACGUAGGCCAAAACACGAGCAUCACCCACUGCCUCAAAUGCUUCAGCGACACAGAGACUCUCUGCAACGACAACAAAUUCAAGUGCGACCAUUGCAGCAGCUACCAGGAGGCACAGAAACGCAUGCGAGUCAAGAAACUCCCGCUUAUAUUGGCACUGCACCUGAAAAGAUUCAAGUAUAUGGAGCAGUACAAUAGGCACAUCAAAGUGUCGCAUCGGGUUGUGUUUCCGCUGGAAUUGAGACUGUUUAACACUGCGUUCCCUUUGCAGUCGGACGACGCCGUGAACCCGGACCGCCUGUAUGACCUGGUGGCGGUGGUGGUGCACUGUGGCUCGGGACCCAACCGCGGCCACUACAUCAGCAUCGUCAAGAGCCACGGCUUCUGGCUGCUGUUCGACGACGAUAUGGUCGAUAAAAUCGACGCCUCUGCGAUAGAAGACUUCUACGGCCUAACUUCAGAUAUACAGAAAUCGUCUGAAACGGGGUAUAUACUAUUUUACCAAUCAAGGGAUGCUAGUUGUUAAGUUUCUUCAUUAAUUAUUAUAAAAAUAGUAAUUUAUAUUAUUUAUAAGAUAGUCACUAUGAUAGAUCAUGUUAAAUAAAUGCCGCGUUUGUUAAAGUUGGAAAGGCAUAAAAUAUUAUUGAAAAAUUGUUUAAUUCAUUAUUAUUCAACUUCUAGAAUUCAGUCAAUUGUAAAUAAGAAAAUAUUU
This is a messenger RNA of Ostrinia furnacalis (Asian corn borer), 1679 nucleotides long. RefSeq names its product Ubiquitin-specific protease 12/46 (gene Usp12-46). Lineage: Eukaryota; Metazoa; Arthropoda; Insecta; Lepidoptera; Crambidae. The transcript is spliced from 8 exons. Gene Ontology annotation, cellular component: nucleus; cytosol. The record is from RefSeq and is a predicted model, not a curated record. Gene Ontology annotation, molecular function: cysteine-type deubiquitinase activity. Bases 327 to 1493 code for a protein of 388 amino acids. Gene Ontology annotation, biological process: protein deubiquitination.